AUGGCUGCUUCACCUAAUCCUAUCGUGAAUGCAAUUCAAAACUCAGUCCUUACUUUCUGCGACGCCUUACUUUUACCGCUAAAAAAAGCAUUUUUUAAACCGAGCUCUGUAGAUUUAACUUAUGGUCGUGUUUCUCUUCCUUUCUCUCCAACCGAACAAACAUUACGUCAAGAACCAUACAUUUACACCGACUAUUCCAUUCCAUUUCCUUUCAAAGGCGAAUUCGACCGAUUCAUUUAUUAUCAAACCUGGUCUUUGUCAACUGUCAAACAACGCGAUACUGAUUUCGUUUGGCUUCAUGGGUUAAAUGAUUAUGGUGGACGGUUUUCACAACACUGCCUUCAAAUACUGGAACAAGGAUUUCGUGUCAUUUCUAUAGACUUGCCGAGUUUUGGAAGGUCGAGUGGUUUGCACGCUUGCAUAAAAGAUUGGGAAGAACUAACAGAAGCGGUUCGCGUGGUAAUUACUCAUGUCAAGGAACAGAAUGCGAACAAUACAGCUUUUAACAAAGAAAAAAAAAGAAGAGUGAUAUUAGGAGGUGGAUCGAUGGGUGGAUUUAUCGCGAUUUCUUAUGCAAUUAAGUAUCCCACAGAUAUUGACGCUUUUAGUGUACUGUGUCCGUUAAUUUAUGUGGCUGGUGCUAGUCGACCUUCUAAGAUUAUCGAGUAUAUCGCUAAAGUCAUUGUUGCGUCUCCACUUGGUACAUUACCACUAACUCCUGCAAGUCGUGACAAAGGUCAUUGGGAUCCAGCUAUAGAACAAGCAUUUCUUUCGGAUCCUCAAACCUAUCAUGGAAAUAUGAGAGCCUGUACAGGUAUUAUGUUUUUAAAUGGCAUUACGUGGCUUCAACAAAAGCUUGGCCUUGUUAAAAAACCAUUUUUGACACAACACGGACUGAGUGAUCGUGUAUGCGAGGAUAGAUCCUCGCGCGAUUUAUUUGCCCAAGCUCAGACACCAGACGAACAUAAAACCAUGAUAUUGUACGAGAAUUGCGAACAUGAUAUGUUGCAUGAACAUUGUUCGCAAAAGGUCAUGCAAGAUUUAAUCGAAUGGAUGAUCAAAAUUGACAAGGUGCUAGAGAAUGGUUUACUGGAUCAAUAUGAUUAA
Molecule: messenger RNA, 1107 nt
Organism: Ambispora gerdemannii
Lineage: Eukaryota; Fungi; Glomeromycota; Glomeromycetes; Archaeosporales; Ambisporaceae
Source: the annotation of a GenBank genome assembly